This is a messenger RNA of Apiotrichum porosum, 3153 nucleotides long. RefSeq lists its product as uncharacterized. The transcript is spliced from 12 exons. NCBI's taxonomy places the organism in Eukaryota, Fungi, Basidiomycota, Tremellomycetes, Trichosporonales, Trichosporonaceae. Gene Ontology annotation, molecular function: ATP binding; ATP-dependent chromatin remodeler activity. Bases 1 to 3153 code for a protein of 1050 amino acids. The record is from RefSeq and is a predicted model, not a curated record.
AUGACACCGUCCAGGCCUCUGCAGCUGGGCACCUUGACGAUAAAAGCAGAUCCAGAUGCAGGGCCAAGCGCACAACCUGACGACCCAGAGUGGGCACUGCUCGACGCUGCCUACCUCGACCGCCACCCAUGGGCCCCCGAGGAAAGCGACAAGAUUGGGCUCCUGAAGGACCUUUUGCGCGACCCCGAGGACCUCUGCGCCGGCAUGCAGGCACUCUACGCCCUCAUUGAGAGCCCGCCAGAACCACAUUUCGAGCCUGGCGAGUUUCUCGGCGACGACGAGGCCUUUGCCGGCUUGACCAACUAUGAGAACCCGCCAGGCGUACAGACCAUGAUGUACAAGUACCAGAUUCGCUCGGUGGCAAGGAUGCUGCAGAUGGAGUCGCAGCCGGGCACGAUGGUGGAUCCCUCAUACUCGCGCUUCGCCGAAGCCGCUACCGGGGAGCGGUACUUCGUCGACCUCCAGCGCAUGGACAUUCGGCGGCAACCGUUUCGAUAUCCGCUGUCACGCGGAGGUAUCCUCUGCGAACAGAUGGGUGUUGGCAAGACACUCAUGUGCCUCGCGCUGGUCCUGGUGUCGCGCCACCAGCCCACUCAGCCGCCUGUCGACUUUGCCAACAACAUCUCAGCCGUCACGACGGACAUUGCCUUACGAAGCUACCCUACAGCCUCAGCUGCAGUGAUGCGGGGAGAGCGCAAGUGUAUCUACUACCGCUUUCCGCCACCAGUGAGGUUACCUCGUGGGGCCAAGAGGGUCCCCGAUAUAGCGCCUGAGCGAUUCGUCCUGGCCCAAACGACCCUUGUGGUUGUACCGCUGCUCUUGGUCCCGCAAUGGCUCGCCGAGGCCGAGACCCACUUGGAAGCAGAGGCCUUGAAGAUUCUGGUUAUCCCCGAAGGAGGCCGAGAGAAGACGCCGUUGCCACCAAUGGAGGAGCUUGUUCGAUACGACAUUGUUCUUAUGAGCUUGGAUCGUUUCCGGCGCGAGGGCCAGCGAUAUGAUGACGAGACACUUACAACAGAGCUCUUGAGGGCUCGUUGGAAGCGUAUCAUUCUUGACGAAGGUAACAUUGCCAACAACACCAAGAGUGACGCAAUGAUUCUGGCCGAUGCACUCAGCAUCGAGCGUCGAUGGAUCGUUAGCGGAACGCCGACGACACAGUUAAAGCAAGGGACAGAGAGUGCUGUCAAGUCGUUCCUCGAGUCCGAAGCCAUGCAGCGCGUGGACUCUGGACGCUCAACACCGAAUGGCCAUGCUACCAAUGGACACUCUACUUCCGGCACCGAGUCACCGCGGCGGCAGUGGUCCAAGGCAGACCUCAACGACGUCGAGCGCCUCGGCAAGAUGCUUAAAGGUUUCUUGGCCUCUGAGAUUUUCCAGCAGGAAGACUUCCAGCGUCUCGUGACCACGCCACUCCGAAAACGGGCAGGACCGAUGUACGGCGCAGUGGAGCGAAUCCGACAGAUCAUGUCCGCUAUUAUGGUCAAGCAUCGCCCUGGUGUGAUUGAUCAGGAGGUCAGCCUCCCGGAAUCGACCCUCACCGCUGAGACCGUGCACUUCACCCACUGGCAGCGUCUCACGUACAACGCUCUUACUGCACUCAUGGCCAGUAACGUCUACACAAGUAACUUCGAAGACCCAGACUACUUUCUGCACCCUCGCAACACCGAGGCGUUUAAUCAAGUGGUGGCUAACCUCCAUCUCGCCUGUUUGUGGUUCUCGUCCACAGAGAUGGACCUUGAGGGUGCCAUUGGACGUACCGAGAGCCACCUGAGGAAGAAACAGGUCACCGAGGAACAACGAAAGGGGCUGGAAGAAGCCCUCCUGCACAUGCGACGAGCUGUUCUUGACAGCCCUGACUGGUCAGAAUGGAUGCAACGCGCGGUACCCUCUAUUCCAUAUGAGGCUGGUAUGGUGCCAGCUACCAUCUUGGAUGCUUGGUCCGAAAGCCGUCACACCCGUCCCUCGCUUGUCGACGCCGCCAGCUUGCAGAUUAUGCGUCAAGCAAACACGCGUGGGGCCGAUGUCCAAGACAUUGUGCGUUCGGGUUGGGACGAGCGUGUCAAGCACCCAGAGUGUGAAGCGCUCCUGGCCGUCAUGGAGAAGGCCGAAAAGGAGUGGCGGUCCAGGCCCAACCAGGCCAAUGCGGCCCACGUUCCCGGUAUCAACCACCACCGCGACGACACCAAAGCAGCAGCCGACAAGCCCAAGGCUCCAAAACUUGUGAAACGACUCGGCAAGAAGAAGAACACGGACGACGUGAUGGACAUUGACAACGCGCUCGACGAGGCUGCCCGCAAUGCCGAGCGCGCUGCAGAAUCCAUGCGCGGUGCUCGUCCCAUGCCAGGCGUCAUCCAGACCACGAGCAUGUCGGCCAAGGUCAACUUUGUCAUCCGCUCGAUUCUCGCCGCGCCGCCCGAAGACAAGUUUGUCAUCUUCGGAACAUAUGAGGAGAUUGCACACCUCACCGACGCGCUCGAGCUUACAGACAUCAAUUCGGCGUACGCUGGUGCCAAAGUGCCAGCAACUCAGCGCAAGGCCGCACUCAAGAACUUUGCGUCUCCAGGCAUGCGCGUGUGCCUGCUCGAGCUCAAGUUUGCUGCUCGCGGCUUGACCUUGACCGCUGCCAACCGCAUGAUCUUCAUUUCGCCCGUUUGGAGCUUGGACGUGCAAGCGCAGGCUAUCAAGCGUAUCCACCGUAUUGGACAGACUCGGCCGACCCACAUUGACAUUCUUGUCACCCAGGGCACCUUUGAAGAGGACAUUGUGCGCCGUGAAGCUGCAAUGCGGUCCAACGAGGAGGAAAAGAGCUACUCUCGGGCCUUGAUCGAGAACCCCCGCUUUGUGUAUGCGGAAAGCGACGACCAAGCCACGUUUCCCAUCCGCCUCGUCCCCCGAGAAACCACGCUCAGCGCCGUUGAGCAAGAGACGUACGCACAGUCGCUUGCAGCUGUCGCUCCCGGCACCACGCCACCGGGAGAAAGUGGCAGCACGACGCCGAUCAUCACCCCAGCAACCCCGCGGAUCCUCCCCGCCGCCGCUGAUACUUCGACCAAGAGCAAACGUGUCAUGUUUGCAGGCGUGGACGACGACUCGGAGGAAGACGCCUCGGUCCCGGUACCGGCAAAGAAGCGCGCACGGUUUGCCGAUGACUGA